Messenger RNA from Dichomitus squalens LYAD-421 SS1, 735 nucleotides. Its product is annotated as heme oxygenase-like protein. The transcript is spliced from 3 exons. The coding region runs from base 1 to 735 and encodes 244 amino acids. The record is from RefSeq and is a predicted model, not a curated record. NCBI's taxonomy places the organism in Eukaryota, Fungi, Basidiomycota, Agaricomycetes, Polyporales, Polyporaceae.
AUGUCCGUCCCUCUGACAACGCACCUCGCCUCCCUCUCUACCCCGCGCCCCUACUCCGCCGCGACAGAACACGCAUUUCUCACCGCCGCUGGCACAGGCGUCCUCCCCGCGCCGCUCCUCUCCCUCUACCUCUCGCAAGACCGCAUCUAUGCCGCCCACGCCUACCCGCGCUUCCUCGGCCAUUUGCUCACGCACGUCCCGUUCUCAUCGCUGCAUGCGCCCGACUCGCCCGAGGAGCGCUUCCACUCCGAGGUCGUCGGUGUCCUCGCGGACGCGCUCCAGAACGUACAGCGCGAGGUUGGGCUGUUCGCGGACAUCGAGAAGAAGUACACGUUGCCGAGCUUUGCUGGGUGGAGGGAGAGGAAGGCGACAAGGGACUAUACUGCGGAGUUGGCGCGAGUAGGCGCGUUUGGAAGCUUCGAAGAUGGGCUGGUGUUCCUGUGGGCAAUGGAGAGGGUGUAUUUGGAUGCAUGGACAUAUGCAAAGUCACUAUUGGGCAAUGUGCAAGGGGAACCUAGCCCAGCAUUCUCCGCUGUGAAGGAGCUUGUUGAGAACUGGACAUCACCUGAAUUUGUGAAGUUUGUUGAUCACCUUGCAGACUUAGUCAACAGAUUGCAUAUUGUGCCUAGAUCUGCUGCAUUCAUUCAUGCUGAAGAAAUCUGGGCAAGGGUUGUUGAGCUUGAAGAGGCCUUUUGGCCAAUUGACAGAGAGGAGUCAACUGUUCUUGCAACUUAA